Molecule: messenger RNA, 306 nt
Organism: Podarcis lilfordi (Lilford's wall lizard)
Lineage: Eukaryota; Metazoa; Chordata; Lepidosauria; Squamata; Lacertidae
Source: the annotation of a GenBank genome assembly
AUGGUGGGAGUCUCCAAAAGCCCCCUUCCUCCAUGCCUUGACGCAGGAGAGAGUCCAGAAGACUCGCGGGACGUUUCAAGAAGGCAUGGCCACGUUCUUGCUCAGCCCCCCGAGAGACGGGGGCCGAGCCGAGAGGUGCAAAGCGCCACAGGACUGUUCCAAGAGGGCAGCUGCCGUUUUUCUUCGUAUCCAUGCCUAGAGGGAAGGAGCACUGACGAGCUGCGGGACUGUUUGAAGGAUGGCAACUGCCCGUUCCCCUCCCAUCUCAUGGGGGUGAGGAGGGCGGAGGUGGAUGCAGCCGAGUGA